GGUUGUGUGUGACGAUUGAGUUGGCCAGUGUAGGGGGGGUCCCGACGUAUUUGAGGGAUUUAGAUCGCCGUUGACGAUUAUCAAUCUAAAUCAGGCGAUUCUGAUAUGGAUCGUCGAAUUUUCAAACCUUCACUUCACCCAUUAAUCUCUUCUGACCAAUUACGCCGUGUCUCUAUGGUGUGUUUGAUAAGAGGGAGUUGCUUCCUGGAAGUUGGAACUUCCGUAAUUACUCAGCCGCUCAGCACCCCUCUCUUCGCAAUUAGCCGCUCAGCAAAACAGCAGCUUCACUGCGAAAGUUUUCUCUCGCUCUCUCUUCCCAGUAAAGGCAGCCUCUCGCUCAGUACUAUUCGCGGCCUUGCAACCUCAACAAGUACCUCCAAUUAUUUUCUCUCGCUCUCUCUUCCCAGUAAAGGCAGCCUCUCGCCCAGUACUAUUCGAGGCCUUGCAACCUCAACAAGUACCUCCAAUUACAGUAGAAGAAAAAUGGGCGAUCAUUCGAUUGAGAGUGGUAAUGAGGCGGAGGCACCAAAAAGAGGAGGAUUGGAGGGGACGGGCUUGAAUCUGCCGACAAACCUCCAUAUGAACCUCAAGAAGGCAUCGAGUGACAAGGACAUCAAAGAUUUGCUCGACCACCUCAAACGUACCAAACAUCCUUUUUGGGAAUUUUAUGUGCAGGCUAUUAUCAAUUAUGGAGCUUCUUGGUGUCGUGUUUGCAGCCAAGUCCUCCCUACCUUCUGUCAUCUCAGCAACAAAUUUCCAAAUCACACAUUUAUAUAUGCAGAUAUAGAUGAGUGUCCCGACAUGACUCAAACUAUACGUUACACUCCGACUUUUCAUUUCUUUCGAGAUGGUGAAAAGGUAGAUGAAAUGCUUGGUGCUGGAGACCAAAGGCUACAUGAUCGGCUGUGGCUGCACUCCUAAUCCGCCAACGCAUUUUUUUUUCUUUUUGGGGUGGGUUUGAGGUGUGGGGGAAGGGAUUUUGGGGUUGGUUGCUGUGGCACAAUGGCAUUCUAAGGAGAUUAUGUUCUAAUCUAUGGUUGUCAGCUUAUCUCCACUGAUUGCAUUUAUAAGUGGCCAAUUGAUAUUUGCUUUCCUCUACGUAUAGUACUCGUCUAUGUCAGUAUCUUGCUCA
Molecule: messenger RNA, 1132 nt
Organism: Amborella trichopoda
Lineage: Eukaryota; Viridiplantae; Streptophyta; Magnoliopsida; Amborellales; Amborellaceae
Product: Thioredoxin superfamily protein
Source: RefSeq, a predicted model, not a curated record